AUGAAUCUCAACUCAAGACCUGAACACUGGUUUCGACUCAAGACAUGGAUUGAAAGACUCUUGAGCAAAGAAAGAGUCGAAUGGAUGGACAAACUGUUGGAAAUGCAAAGGAAUGCAGUUUUCGUCGAUUCAAACAUAAUUACAUCCGAUUUCCAGAAGUUCCCAAUCGAUCGCAAUGUCUUCGCAGCCAUCAGUCCAUACUUUAAGGCUUUGUAUUCAAACUCUCUUUACGCAGAAAAUCAGAGCCGAGAAGUGUUUUUGCCGGACAUCUCGUCAGUGAUUAUGAAAAUAAUCAUUGAUUUUGUAUAUACGGGACAACUCGUAGGCAUCGAUGACAUGAACAUUGAGGCAGUCAUUCAAGCGCUUAAUAGACUCCAAAUCACUGGAGCUCUCGAUUACUGCUAUGAGUAUUGGAUCAAAACUUUGGACACAAAGAAUUGCAUAAGGAUUCAUCAAAUGUCGCGAAUGUAUUACGCGAUUGAAGUGAUGGAGAAGUCAAAGGAAUUCAUUCUCUAUAACUUCACUUCAGUUGUGACCGAAUGUCAGGAUUUCUUUUCUCUGAGUAAAGACGAGUUUUCGGAGCUCUUGAGUGACGAUCGACUGAAUGUGAGUCGAGAAGAGUUCGCUUACUCUGCGCUCAUCUCUUGGAUAUCAGCUAACGAUCAAAGAGUACAACACUUUCACAAAUUACUAAAACUCAUUCGUUUCGGUAAUUCUUCGUUGAAAUUUGUUGAGACGACUGUCAAAGAGAAUGCUUUAGUGAAGCAAAAUCCAGAGCUCAACGAAUACAUGAAUACAGUGUUCAAUGUUCUCAAUGACAUUCAUUUACAUCCAUUGCCCUCAAAGUUCAACAUCCGUUUGCAUCCAUUCCUGAGACCCAGAAUCCCAAGAGAUAUAGUGUUUGUCUUCGGAGGUUGGAGUGCUUCCAAUGCCACCAAUACUAUAGAGACUUAUGACUGUCGGGUAAAUAAGUGGUAUUCAAUGGACGGCCAGAGCUUAGUUCUCGCGCCCUAUCGUUCAUACCAUGGAUUGGUUUCAUUUAAUGGUAUCGUUUAUAUCAUCGGAGGGUUUGACGGACGACAACAUUUCAAUUCUGUGUUCGCUUUCAAUCCAACGACAAAGUUGUGGACAGAAAAGGGUUGUAUGCACUCAAACAGGUGUUACGUAAGUGUUGCCGUUUGCGAGGGAUUCAUAUAUGCAAUGGGAGGAUUCGAUGGAACGGUUAGAACCAGUUCUGCAGAAAAAUAUGAUGUGAAGACAAAUCAAUGGAAAUUUAUCGCUCAUAUGAAUCACCAAAGAAGUGAUGCGUCCGCGACUUCAAUGGCCGGAAAGGUUUACAUCGCCGGCGGUUUCAACGGCAAUGAAGUCCUAAAUAGCGCCGAAGUUUAUGAUCCUUUGACUAAUCAGUGGUCAUUCAUAACACAAAUGAUUCGUCCGCGAAGUGGUGUCCAAUUGAUUAGCUUUAAUGACCAGUUCUUAUAUGCAAUCGGAGGUAACGAUGGAAUCACAAGACAGACUAGUCUUGAGAAAUAUGACCCAAAAAGCAGGAAUUGGGAACUUAUGGCUGAUAUGACAACUCCGAGGUCUAACUUCGCGACCGCUGUCCUCGAGAAUCUCAUUUAUGUGAUCGGAGGCUUCAAUGGAACGACAACUAUAGCCGAAGUGGAGUCCUAUAAUCCUGGAACGACAACUAUAGCCGAAGUGGAGUCCUAUAAUCCUGUGACCAACAGUUGGCAGGAAAUGUGGCGAAUGUCUCAACACAAGAGUGCCUUAAGUGCAUGUGUUGUGAGCCAACUGUCCAAUAGUCGACACUAUACUUGGCUCCGACGGGAACUCAUCGACAACUCCUCUCAACACGAGUUAACUCGAUCUCAAUCUUCUCAAAGAAGUCAAAUCAAUACGAAUCCCACUCUUUAG
Molecule: messenger RNA, 1917 nt
Organism: Medioppia subpectinata
Lineage: Eukaryota; Metazoa; Arthropoda; Arachnida; Sarcoptiformes; Oppiidae
Source: the annotation of a GenBank genome assembly